UUCAUGUGUCAUGUUCGUGAAGUGGUUGCCACGCUAACGCGCAUGCGCGGUUAGCUAAUCCGGUUUGUUGUGGGCUGGCUGCGUGCUCGGCCAGGCUCGCGUAGAUUGUCAGCGAAGCUCGUGGACGGCAAUAUGGCUCCGUGCUGUGUUUCGCCAAAUUUGUUGUCGUUGUUUUCGAGACACAGGCUGCGGUUUUGCGCGCCCUUAGUAAGAAGUCAGUCAUGGACGUCAAUUUACACGACAGAUCCGAUCGACCCAAAAGAGGCCAAGUUCAAGAAAAUCCUCAUCGCCAACCGAGGCGAGAUCGCCUGCCGCGUAAUCCGCACUUGCAAGCUGAUGGGCAUUAAGACCGUGGCUGUGCAUAGCGACGUAGAUUCACGCAACUUGCACGUCAAGCUCGCCGACGAAGCAUACUGCAUCGGGCCUGCGCCUACCAGUCAGAGCUACCUGCGUGUGGACGCCAUACUUGACGCUGUCAAGAGGUCCGGAGCCGAUGCAGUUCAUCCUGGGUAUGGUUUCCUGUCUGAAAACAUGGACUUUGCCGCAAAGCUCACUGAGGUAGGCGUCACAUUCAUCGGUCCAAACUCUAAAGCCAUUCACAUGAUGGGCGACAAGAUUGAAAGCAAGCGCAUAGCAAAUGCCGCUAAAGUGAAUUGUAUCCCAGGGUUUGAUGGCGUAGUGAAGACGCCGGAAGAAUGCGUGAAAAUAGCGCAAAGUAUUGGCUACCCAGUCAUGAUUAAAGCAUCAGCUGGCGGAGGAGGCAAAGGCAUGCGUAUAGCAUGGAAUGACAAGGAAGCCAUCGACGGAUUUCGGUUCUCGUCUGAGGAAGCAAAGUCAAGCUUCGGGGACGACAGACUACUCGUGGAAAAGUUCAUCGACAAGCCGCGCCACAUUGAGGUGCAGUUGAUGUGCGACAAGCAUGGAAACGCUGUGCACCUGAACGAACGAGAGUGUUCCAUUCAACGAAGGAACCAGAAGGUUAUCGAAGAGUGCCCAAGUACCUUUUUGGACCCCGAGACACGCAAGGCCAUGGGUGAGCAAGCGGUGGCACUGGCGCUCGCUGUGGGAUAUGACUCUGCAGGUACAGUCGAGUUUCUGGUAGACUCGAAGAAGAACUUCUAUUUCCUUGAGAUGAACACUCGACUUCAGGUGGAGCACCCCAUCACUGAGUGUGUGACAGGCGUGGACAUUGUGCAUCAGAUGAUCAGAGUUGCCAAGGGCCACCCACUUCGCAUUUCUCAAAAGGACAUUCCUCUCCGAGGUUGGGCAUUCGAAUGCAGAGUUUAUGCAGAAGAUCCUUUCAAGAAUUUUGGUCUACCAUCAAUAGGGCGACUCUACCAAUAUAUUGAGCCAAACAACAUCCCGAAUGUGCGCUGCGACAGUGGCAUUGUUGAAGGCAGUGAAAUAAGCAUUUACUAUGACCCAAUGAUCUGCAAAUUGGUCACAUAUGGGGAUACCAGAGAGGCUGCAAGGCUCACAAUGCUGAAGGCACUCGAUGCUUAUGUCAUCCGUGGUGUCACUCACAAUAUAAGUUUGCUGAGAGCAGUUCUUUCAGAGCCUCAUUUUAUCAAAGGGGAUAUUGACACUGGGUACCUGCCACGGAUAUACCCCGAUGGUUUCAAGGGCAAAGAGCUCUCUGAAAAAGAACGCACCCACUUUUCUUGCUUGGCGGCAGCUAUAUUUUUACAGGAUGAACUGCGUGCUCGCAAGUUUGUAAAUGGUCAUAAGGUGGCGACUGAAGAAACAUUUGCUCGCUGGAAUGUACAAGUGAUGGUUGAUGGCAAAAAAACCUCAGUCACUCUGGUCAUCGAAGGCAACAGCACUUACUCUGUUCAAGUUAAGGAUAACAAGUACACUGUCGUUUUGCCUGCUAACCUCUCGUUGCCCCUAGUCAAAGCUGCAGUUUCUGGUGAUGAGUACACCCUGCAGCUUCUCCAGCGCGACUACUCGGGCAACUUCAAGAUUUCCUUCGAGGGCACAUCACUGACUGCAAAAGUGCUUAUGCAAGAGGCCGCCGAUUUCUUGGACAUGAUGCCUGAAAAACCGAAAGCAGAUACUAGCAAAAUUGUGGAGGCACCCAUGCCCGGUGUGGUUAAGCAUGUGACAGUCAAAGUAGGUGAUAUGGUGGCUGAACAACAGGAAGUGUGUGUUAUUGAAGCAAUGAAGAUGCAAAAUAGCUUGGUGUCUGCUGCCAUGGGCAAAAUCAAGGGCGUGUUUGUCAAGCCGGGCCAGACUGUUGAUGAGGGCCAGCUGCUUGUUGAGCUGGAGUGAUGUGCACUACAAUGUUUCAUUACUGAGGUCUACAUUUUUCUUGUAAUAAAUAUACAGAUGACAAAAAA
Molecule: messenger RNA, 2339 nt
Organism: Rhipicephalus sanguineus (brown dog tick)
Lineage: Eukaryota; Metazoa; Arthropoda; Arachnida; Ixodida; Ixodidae
Product: propionyl-CoA carboxylase alpha chain, mitochondrial
Exons: 1
Coding region: 133-2271 (712 amino acids)
Cellular component (GO): mitochondrion
Molecular function (GO): propionyl-CoA carboxylase activity; metal ion binding; ATP binding
Source: RefSeq, a predicted model, not a curated record